Calypte anna (Anna's hummingbird) is the source of this 1963-nucleotide messenger RNA. RefSeq names its product RAD52 homolog, DNA repair protein (gene RAD52). Lineage: Eukaryota; Metazoa; Chordata; Aves; Apodiformes; Trochilidae. Gene Ontology annotation, biological process: DNA recombinase assembly; double-strand break repair via homologous recombination; double-strand break repair via single-strand annealing. The transcript has 12 exons. The record is from RefSeq and is a predicted model, not a curated record. Gene Ontology annotation, cellular component: nucleus. Bases 21 to 1280 code for a protein of 419 amino acids.
GGCUCCCCCCAGCGGCCGGGAUGCCUGAAAACCAUGGGAAAGACACUGAAAACCACCUCAACAGCAGUUCCAGCAGUAGUAAUUCAGUUGCUUGCUUUGGACAGUAUCAAUACACAGCAAGUGAAUAUCAAGCUAUCCAGGAUGCCCUUCGUCAGAGACUGGGUCCAGAAUAUAUCAGCAGUCGGCAAGCUGGAGGAGGACAAAAGGUCUGUUACAUUGAGGGGCACAAGGUAAUCAGUCUGGCCAAUGAGAUGUUUGGCUUCAAUGGCUGGGCUCAUUCAGUUACUCAGCAGAAUGUUGACUUCGUUGACCUCAACAAUGGCAGAUUCUAUGUGGGGGUCUGUGCAUUUGUGAAAGUUCAGCUUAAGGAUGGUUCAUACCAUGAAGAUGUAGGGUAUGGAGUCAGUGAAGGUUUAAAGUCUAAGGCCUUGUCCCUAGAAAAGGCAAGGAAGGAGGCAGUAACAGAUGGACUGAAGAGGGCACUCAAGUGCUUUGGGAAUGCUCUUGGGAACUGCAUCCUAGACAAAGACUACCUACGAGCUGUGAAUAAACUUCCACGUCAGAUGCCCCCUGAGUUAGAUUUGGUCAAAGCUAAAAGACAAGACUAUGAACCUGAAAUAGAGAAAGCAAGAUACAGCAGCUGUUUGGACAGGGAGAAUGCAGGAGGAAGACAACAUUGUGAGACAGCAUCUGCUUGUAAGCCUGGUCAGACAGAGGCUGCUGUAGUGACAGUGGAUCAGAAACAGCCAGAUGGUUCCAGAAGUGCAGACUCCUCAGCUACGGAGUGUGAUGCCACUUACCAGCGGAAACUGCGGCAAAAGCUCCUGCAGCAACAGUUCCGGGAACAGAUGGAGAAAAAGCAGCAGGUUCCAGCGGUUACUCCUGGCAGCAAACAGGCAAUGCCUGAUCCUCCUGUACAGCACAGCACUCCAGCAGCAGAACAGCAGGAGCCAGCGAUAGAAGAGGAGUUCUUUGCAGAUGAUCCUGAACUUUGGGACAUUUCCCUGGAGAGCAUUGAUUUUAAGAUAAUGGGUCAUAAAAUGACAAAUCCACCAGCUGGACAGCAGACAUCUGAAACACCCCACGGACAUCAUCAAAUGACUACUCGUAACAGGACACCACACAGAACAAAUCAUCACAAAGCUGCUGCUAGAUUUGCACAAUUGUGGUCUUCUGCUACAGUUGUGAGCAAUAGCAGCUCUGCCAACCAGAACACCCCAGAGUACAGCCCCCACAGGAGAAGUCAAAGCUUGAAGAAAAGGAGACUGGAACCUACGUAAGGCACCAGGUGGUAUCGCGGCCUCCAGACCGGAUUACAUCGGAAAACUGCAGUUGGCUGUUAAAAUUAUGUGAGGAAAUCUAAUGCAUUAAUGGAUUUUCCUUUACACAAUAGUGAAGCAACACAGAAGAGCUUAAUACAGCCAGCAAGAAAUUAUUGUACUUUGAGGUUACUAAAUGUUUCAGAGGUCUCUUUCCAUAAACAAGCGAUCACUCAUGCUGCUGCAGCAUUAGACUUGUGGCUGGAUUACAAGCUGACAUUACAUGUCAUUUGCCCAAAAUGUUAAAAGUAUUUAAAAUUAUUAAAUAAAUUCAUAGCUUCUUUCUCCCUCAGUGCUGCAUUUCAGCACGGAGAAAAGACAUUUUUAGUAAAAUGGGAGUAUGGUCAGAUGACAAAGCCUGAAGGCAUGAAGCCCUUUGCCCUGUGGCUGCACAAAUGGGCCCAGAGCCCUAUGGCUCCUCCUCAGGCAUUUGGGACCCCAGUGCAGGAGCAGCACAUUCAGCGGUGCCAGCACAACAGGGCAGCUCUGGGGUGGGAGCAUGCUGGGACUGCUGCUGAGGUGCUGCAUGAAGCAUCUCAGACCAUGUUUGCCUGGACCCUUUGUAAAAAUGAACGUGAGCUGCAAUUUUGAUUUUAAAUAUUUCAGCCCUUUUCCAUAUAAAAAUAAACAUGAAAUACACACCA